AUGGUCACCCCAAACUGUUACUCGAACGAUGUUCGUCGAUACGGAAAUCGGAUGAACCUCUACACAUCCUACCCGGAGCGCCGAGGAGCAUAUACCGCUCAUCCCGAUACAAGGACAAUCAUGGGCGACCGUGAGGAUGAUGUGACACCUCAAAGGAAACGCAUCGCAGUAGCAUGUGGGCGUUGUCGAAAGAGGAAGAUUCGUUGCAGUGGUGAUACCGGCAAUGGAGGUCCAUGCACUAAUUGCAAGAACGCAGGCUACGAGCCUUGUCAGUUCCUUAGAGUUGCUUCCCAGGAGACACCCAUGAAGAACGAAAGCUUCACUUACAGUCUUGAGGCUUCUCGACAGUAUCAAGCACGAGGGAGUUCUACCAUGUCGUCUCUUCCUUCAACAAACCCAUCUUACCCAGACGGUCUGCCCCCAUACACCAACGAUUCCCUCGUUUACCGUGCUCCAACUUCCUUUUAUGGGGUCAAGCCGUACUGCCCUCUUUCAACUUGGAGCCAGGGAUAUACAGACGAGCAGGGCUACAACUAUGGUCUUUAUCAACCACCUUUCCCCUCUGUUCACGACUCGGAUUAUGGAAUUGGCUAUCGAAUAGCAUCUGGAGCGUCUGGUAAGGCCGCUCUCUGCGUGGACACGGAGCCAAACUACGCCUAUAGCAGCGCGAGUGCUAUUACAACACUGCCACACCGGCCAGCUCAGGGAACGGCGGACUCGUCAAACAUUGCUUUUCAAAAUAUGGUGCCUGAUUCCAAGAGUCUAGCAUACCAGAAUAUGACAACAUCCGUCAAUGUUGGUGAUAGGGUACUGCCUGCGCCGGCUGGACGGUCAGCAAUGCCUGGCUCGUCGUACAAGAACGAUUCGGGUAGCUCUACCUACAGCGGCAGUAGCAGCAAGUCGUCUCAAGCCUCGACUUUGGAGACCUCGCCUGUGAGCAGCACUUCCGAGACGCCGUCGAGUUACACAAGUUACGAGCCCUCGAGCAUGGUCUCCGCCGCGAGCUGCGUCCCCUCGUAUCCUCCCAUAACGCUCGCUUCUCAGUUCGGCCGUGCCAGCAAUGAUCUUUACUCGCAUACAGGUUCUUCGGAAGCAGCUAUGUUUACCUCGACCGACUCCAUGCGUCACGGACCCGACAUGACGUACCGCUAUGAGGACACGACGACGGCAGUUACAGCAGCCGCUGUCUCGUCAACAGCUCGUCGUGAUCUGCCCAAUCUCAAUGGCAGCGGCAUAGGAUCACUCACGUUGGGCCAAAGCGCAGCGCACUAUCUACCACACCACUCUGCGUCUUACAUGCUACCCACUGGUGAUCUUGGAAAUGUCGGGACAGACACAGCGGCAGACAACUACCGCAAGAGUGCGGGAGCGCUUCGGGCUUGA
Messenger RNA from Fusarium sp. VM40, 1383 nucleotides. The record is from the annotation of a GenBank genome assembly. Lineage: Eukaryota; Fungi; Ascomycota; Sordariomycetes; Hypocreales; Nectriaceae.